This is a messenger RNA of Saccostrea echinata, 462 nucleotides long. RefSeq lists its product as uncharacterized. The transcript has 3 exons. Lineage: Eukaryota; Metazoa; Mollusca; Bivalvia; Ostreida; Ostreidae. The record is from RefSeq and is a predicted model, not a curated record. The coding region runs from base 70 to 462 and encodes 130 amino acids.
GCUCAAGAUGUCCAUCAAACUGCCUUGACAAUCGAUGCCACAUAGCAUCUGGUCACUGUUUUAUAUGUGAUGAUGGCUACCAAGGAAAUGAAUGCGAGCAACCAUGUCAAAACAGCACAUAUGGACGUCAAUGUUCGAAAGUAUGUGGAAAAUGUCGAGAUGGACAACAAUGUGACCAUACAAGUGGAAUUUGUUACAUGGGCUGUGAUCUUGGAUAUUUUGGAAGCACCUGCCAUCAAGAAUCUGCAAUUAGAGUGUCCAGUGGGAAGAUUUGGAGUAAAUUGCAAGACCGAGUGCAGUGUUAAUUGUGGGUUACCUGGCACCUGUGAUGGCGUGACCGGACAAUGUAUUGGGGAUUGUCAGAAAGGAUGGACUGGUGGGACGUGUGACAAACGCGAACAAGGUAAAAGAAAACCAUUGCUUGUUUCAGUCACAUCAAUGCAAUGCAUAUCUAUGGGAUAA